Eubalaena glacialis (North Atlantic right whale) is the source of this 5035-nucleotide messenger RNA. RefSeq names its product chromatin remodeling regulator CECR2. The transcript is spliced from 18 exons. Gene Ontology annotation, cellular component: CERF complex. The record is from RefSeq and is a predicted model, not a curated record. NCBI's taxonomy places the organism in Eukaryota, Metazoa, Chordata, Mammalia, Artiodactyla, Balaenidae. Gene Ontology annotation, molecular function: protein binding. Bases 29 to 4183 code for a protein of 1384 amino acids. Gene Ontology annotation, biological process: chromatin remodeling.
GGGCGCGGAGGCGGCGGCGCGGCCGGAGAUGCGCCCCGAGGAGGGCGGCGCGGCCGGGCUGGGCGAGCUGCGCUCGUGGUGGGAAGUGCCGGCCAUCGCGCACUUCUGCUCGCUCUUCCGCACGGCGUUCCGCCUGCCGGACUUCGAGAUUGAGGAGUUAGAAGCAGCUCUACACAGAGAUGACGUGGAGUUUAUCAGCGACCUGAUCGCCUGCCUACUUCAGGGCUGCUAUCAGCGAAGGGAUAUCACGCCUCAGACCUUCCACAGCUACCUGGAGGACAUCAUCAGCUACCGCUGGGAGCUGGAAGAAGGGAAGCCUAACCCCCUGAGGGAAGCUAGCUUCCAGGACCUGCCCCUUCGCACCCGUGUGGAAAUCCUCCACCGCCUCUGUGACUACCGGCUGGACGCAGACGAUGUCUUUGAUCUCCUCAAGGGCCUGGAUGCAGACAGUCUCCGUGUGGAACCGCUGGGUGAGGACAACGCCGGGGCCCUCUACUGGUAUUUCUAUGGGACGCGAAUGUACAAGGAGGACCCGGUACAAGGAAAAUCCAAUGGAGAGCUCUCUCUGAGCAGGGAAAGUGAAGGACAAAAAAAUGUCUCAAGUGUUCCUGGGAAAACAGGAAAAAGAAGAGGAAGACCCCCAAAACGGAAAAAACUGCAGGAGGAAACUCUAGUGAGUGAAAAGCAGGAAGAAAACUCCUUAGCAUCUGAGCCGCAGACAAGAAAUGGGUCCCAGGGGCCAGGCCAAGGCUCCUGGUGGCUCCUGUGCCAGACAGAAGAGGAGUGGAGACAGGUCACCGAGAGUUUCCGGGAGAGGACCUCCCUGCGAGAGCGGCAGCUCUACAAGCUCCUCAGCGAGGACUUCCUGCCCGAGAUCUGCAGCAUGAUUGCCCAGAAGGAGACCCCUGUGCUCAGCAGGAUAGAAAAACAGAAACGCAGGGAGGAGGAGGAGGAGCGCCAGAUCCUCCUGGCGGUGCAGAAGAAGGAGCAGGAGCAGCUGCUGAAGGAGGAGAGGAAACGGGAGCUGGAGGAAAGGGUCAAGGCCGUGGAAGAUCGCGCCAAGAGGAGGAAGCUCAGGGAAGAGAGGGCCUGGCUGCUGGCUCAGGGGAAGGCGCUCCCGCCCGAGCUGUCCCACUUGGACCCUCACUCCCCGCCGCGGGAAGAGAAGAGGACGAGAGACCCCUUUGAGCUGGAUGAUGAUUUCACUGCCAUGUACAAAGUUCUGGACGUGGUGAAGGCUCACAAGGAUUCCUGGCCCUUUUUGGAACCAGUGGAUGAAUCGUAUGCCCCUAACUAUUACCAGAUUAUUAAGGUCCCCAUGGAUAUUUCAAGCAUGGAGAAGAAACUGAAUGGAGGUUUAUACUGUACCAAGGAGGAGUUUGUGAAUGACAUGAAGACUAUGUUCAGGAAUUGUCGAAAAUAUAAUGGGGAAAGUAGUGAGUACACCAAGAUGUCGGACAACCUGGAGAGGUGCUUCCACCGCGCGAUGCUGAAGCAUUUUCCUGGUGAGGAUGGGGACACGGACGAAGAAUUCUGGGUCAGAGAGGAGGAGAAGCGGGAGAAGAGGCGUGGUCGGGCUGCACGCAGCCACGUGUGCACCCGCUCCCGGGACUCGGAGGCGCCCGGCCGGAAGCAGCAGCCCGCGGAGAACGGAGGGAAGUCGCUGCCCCCUGGGCGCCGCGCUGCAUCCUCUGGGGCCGGUGAGAGCAGCGGCUCCGUGCAGCCCCCUGGCGAGGUGGGCACCCCGAACAGCCGCAGCCUCCCUGGACCCCUGCAUUACGGUGGACCCGGCCAGGCACCCCUCUCAAGCCAGCUGAGGCCGGCAGGACAGGGAACGCUUUGUCCUCUCCGAGGGUCGGAUCCUGCCACCAGCCGUGUCUCCUCUGGAGCCCCAGAGCCGCACCCUGGCGGGCCUGGACAGCAGCCCCAGCCUUUAGCGGUGCAGCCUCCAGCCGGAAUUCACCACCACCGAGGCCCCCCCGACGAGAAGCCGGUGUGCGGGGGGCUAGUGCCCCUUGCUGACAUGGGAUCGCGCCCUGGACCCUCGCUGCUCGGGCAGAUGAGCGGCCCCAGCCAGGAGGGGACUAUGUAUCCCCCAGCUCAUUUCCAGCCAGGCUUUAUCCCUCCCAGGCACGGUGGGGCUCCGGCCCGACCCCCAGCCUUUCCCGAGAGUUCAGAAAUCCCUCCCAGCCACAUGUACCGAUCCUACAAGUACCUGAGUCGAGUACACUCCGCAGUCUGGAAUGGGAAUCACGGUGCUACAAAUCCAGGACCCUUGGGGCCAGAUGAGAAGCCCCCCAUGGGGCCAGGACCCUCUCACCAGCCUCGCACUCUGGGUCACAUGAUAGAUUCCCGAGUGAUGAGAGCACCCCUCCCCCCAAACCAGUGGCCAGAACAAUCAGGCUUCCUACCUCACGGAGUUCCUUCUUCGGGGUACAUGCGACCACCCUGUAAACCUGGCGGACAUCGGUUCCAGCCCCCUCCAGCACCAACGCAAGGUUCUCUCUUUGGAGCACCGACCCAGGCCCUGCGGGGAAUGCAGGGCGGGGACUCCAUGCUGGACAGCCCAGAGAUGCUCGCCAUGCAGCAGCUCUCCUCGCGGGGGUGCCCGCCAGGCGUGCCUUACCGCCCCCGCCAGCCUGUGCCGCCCCCCGUGACUGGCCCUUUCCCCCCAGUGGGCGUGGCGGCCCCCAAGCCUGCCUCGGGGGACCCUGGGCGGACACAGGACAGCAGGGAAACACUGGAGCCUGAGAACGGACGAGCAGAUCCCUUGCCUGGGCUCGAGGAGAAACCAGCCAGUGUUGGUGCUUUGGAGGGGGCGUUCCUCAAGCAGCUACCUCACCCAGCGCCCCUGCUGCAGGCCGACUGUGCCAGGCGGAGCUCGCCCCAGGGAAGGGAUGCCGAUGGCCCAGAGCUCAGGCACGAGUCCUCGGAGACAGGAGACAGCUGCCCAGUGAACGCGGGCAGGGGCGCCUGGCUCUCGGGGAGCGGCUUCGCAGGCCCAGCCGCCCAGGGGUGUGCCCUAGCAGACCCGGGGGCACUGCCUGAAAACGGACUGAGGGUGGAAGCCUCCCCGUGUGGGUCUGAGGGCAAGGGCAGAGCGCCACCGGAGGCCGUGCCGCCCGCCGAGCCCGCGUGCUCACCGCUGUACGCGCCUGGCCUGGAGUACCCCAGCUCCACCGCACGGUACCACGUCGGCCCAGGCCUGCAGGCUGUGGGCCCCGUGAUGGGGGGCAAGCCCUCAGCCCCGCACCCUCAGCCUUUUCCCCCUCGGGCGUUUCCGUCCCACGACCCUCAUUCUGGAGUCUUCCCCCGGUACCGCCCUCACCAGGGAAUGAGGUACCCCUACCAGCCGCCACCUCAGCCUUCCUACCAUCACUACCCGAGGACUCCUUAUUACUCGUGUCCACAGGGCUUUUCAGACUGGCCGAGACACCUCCCUGCCCCGGGAAGCCCGAGCGGGCCCCCGCCGGCUCAGCCUGCCCCUGCCAGGCCCCUCUUCCUCGAUAAGAGCGCUGGGGCCGGGCUGCAGGGCUGCGAGGCGCUGAGCGCUGCCUUAACUUCCCCCGCGCGGGUGGACGCCGUGGUCGCCAAGACAGCUGAUGGGCAGAAUCCUGGCCCAGAGGAGAAGCAGGAUGAGUCUAUGGAGAGGCCAGAAAGUCCCAAAGAAUUUUUAGAUCUGGACAACCACAAUGCAGCUACCAAGCGGCAGAGUUCACUGUCAGCCAGCGAGUAUCUCUACGGAACACCCCCUGCACCGCUGAGCUCGGGGGUGGGCUUCGGUUCUUCUGUUUUCCCCCCGCAUGGAGUGAUGCUGCACGCGGGGCCUCCUUACCAGCCGCAGCGGCCGGCCGGGCAUUUCCAGCCCAGGGCUUACUCCUCCCCCACGGCUGCUCACCCGCCUCACCGCCCAGUGGUGGCCCAGCCCAAUGGCCUGUCCCCCGAGUGCCCCCUCUACCGCUACCCAGAAGAGGGCCUGGGCCACUUCCAGGCUGUGAUGAUGGAGCAGAUGGGCCCUGGAAGUGGGGUGAGGGUGCCUUUCCAGGAGAUGCACAGACCAUCCGGACUGCAGAUGCACCCGGCCCAGUCCCGGUCCUCGUUCCCAAAGACACCGGCACCAGCAGCUCCGCAGGAGGGGCUGCCACCACAUAAGCCCCCAACACUUCCUCUCGAUCAGAGCUAGUCCAAGGAGGAAACAAGCCCCAGGGAAACAGAAAGCUGCAUAUGACAAGGGUGGAGAACGGGGAGGAGGGGGGGCGUGGCCCCGCCCACCUCUCCCAUCAUUGGCAUCACUUCGUGUGUCCCAGAGCCUGGACGCCCCUCCUCACCGACGCACCUGCUCGCGAGGUCGUGGGCGAGAGUGGAGACCAGAUGGGCUGGACUCUGGUGGCUUUUCCAGACCCUGAGACUCUUGUUCAGGGAAGAUCAUCCUGACCUGGGGGGGGGCGCGGUGCUGGUGGGCUGUCAUGGCAGCUGCACUCAGGUAUACGUUUGGGGAAGGGACUACUCGUGUUGGAUGUGUUUGGAGCUGGGUCCAGUUUACAGAGUUUUCAUGUUGCCUUUAAGAUGAUUUCUGUCGUUGGUGGUGAAUGUAUUGUACAUAAAGCCUGCAGGGCGGGUGGUGGGGAUGGAGUCUGGCCGGUGGGCCCGCAGCCCUGCUGACCCUCCUCUGUUUACAGCCCUGACCCACUCACAUUUGGGAGCUGGGGGAGAGGGCAGGCAAGGCCGCCGUGUUUCCGCUAACGGGCUCUUCCCUGUCAGCCUGAGGGGCAGCCCCCUCGCCUGGUGCCCAGGUCCUGGUCCAAGACAGCAGUGCCCCUCCUGGUUGGCUAGCUGCCCCGCCAGAUAGUUGUAAACCAAUAUCAGGAGCAUUUGCUCGUUAGAAGGUGAGGUGACACGUCCCCAUCACAGACCUGCCGGGACUGUGGUCUAGAAGACGUCACAAGCUUCCUGGCACGAAUCACAGUUUGUGGCAGUGACUACUCAGGUUUGUAUAUGUUUAGUAUCAAUAAAGAAGCUGCACAGUUUUUAAUAG